UUUAAAUAGCAAACGAAGAAAAGAAAAAGUAUUUGAGGUUUUAAUCGACAAUAGUAGUAAUUAAAAGUAGUAAUUUCCAAAUUUUCAAGAUUUAAAAAUCAGGGAAAAAAAUGGAGAAAAAGCUAAUGGAAAGAUGAAACAUUUGCUUCACAUACAAUACUACAACAACAACAAAACAGCAAACAAAGAAAAAAAACACAUUAAAAAUUAAUAAAAAAAAGUCUUAUAUACAAAUACAUGCCCUCCAUUUUCAACCUGCCUUUCCCCUUCCCUUCUUCCUUUCUUCUCUUCUGUUCUCUUUCUUCUCCAAUUUACCAGAUUCCAUUUUUUCCUUUCAAUUGAAUUUCACAGAUUUUUAGCUUCAAAAUCAAUUUUUUAAAAUUAGUUCAUGAUUUGUAAUUUAUGAUAUUUAAUUCAGUCUUUUUAAGACCAAAAUUGGUUCUGGGUUUCUCUGAAUUUUGAUUCUCCAUCUGGGGUUUUGGCAAGAACACCCUCACGGACCACUUUUCAGUGUUGUAGAGAAUAAAUUCUUUUUUUUUUUUCUGGAAAAAAAAAUAGUCUUAUUAAUUUUAAUUUGUGGGUUAUUAAAAAAAAAAAAAGCUUUCAUUUGAUUUUUAUUUUUUGGAAUUUAAAAAGUAAGGAAAAAAAAAGAGGAGGAGGAUAUGGGCAAGCAAGGACCUUGCUAUCACUGUGGUGUUACAAGCACCCCACUUUGGCGUAAUGGUCCCCCUGAGAAGCCUGUGCUUUGCAAUGCUUGUGGAUCUCGAUGGAGAACCAAGGGAACUCUUGCAAAUUAUACCCCUUUACAUUCCAGAGUUGAUCCUGACGAGUAUGAGGAUCAUAGAGUGGGCAGAGUGAAGACCAUGUCUCUUAAGAAAAGGGAUGAUAAGAUAAGCAAAAGGAAAUAUAAUUACGAAAAUUCCAUUGAUGGGGAUUUUAUCCCUGAUUACAGCCAGGGAUUUCAGAAGAAUAUUGAUGAGGAUACGAGUAAUAGAUCAAGUUCUGGCUCUGCCAUAUCGAAUUCUGAAAGCUGUGCUCAGUUUGGCAGUGCGGAGGCUAGUGAAUUGACAGGUCCAGCACAAUCCAUUGUGUGGGAUGCGCUGGUUCCGUCAAGGAAAAGAACAUGUGUAACCCGUGCAAAGCAAUCUUCAGUAGAGAAGCUGACAAAGGACUUGUAUACCAUCUUACAUGAACAACAGGCUUCUCACCCUUCAGUUUCCUCUGAAGAUGACUUGCUCUAUGAGAGUGAGGCCCCAAUGGUAUCAGUUGAAAUAGGUCAUGGAAGUGUACUUAUUAGACACCCAAGCUCCAUUGCACGAGAUGAGGAAUCCGAAGCUAGUUCCCUGUCAGUUGAAAAUAAGCUUUGCAGAACAGAUGAGGGCUACUCAAAUCCUGCAUCUAUGCUGUUGUUUAAUGACAGCAAGAGUGUGGGUAGCUCCUGCUUGGGGGUGGAAAAAGUUAAGAGGCUAAAUGGCCACAUUCUGCAGCUGGAGCAAGUUAAGAGGGAAAAAUACAAUAAUGAGAGCAUCCAACUUCUGUGGAAUCAUGAUUCUCUGCUGUGCGACAUUGACUUGACUGAAAUUGUCAAUCCUGAUGUCUUUCGGGGUCACUUAACGGAUAAGGAACAGCAGGAUUUGCUCAAGUAUCUGCCUACUGUCGAUACCUCCUCUGUUUCUGAUAGUCUUGGAAGCAUAUUUACCAGCACUCACUUCAAGGAGAAUAUAUCUUCUUUCCAGAAGCUGCUUGCCGAUGGAGUAUUUGAUACUUCCUUUUCAGGAAUACAAACUGAGGAUUGUAAGGUCCUUAAGAGAUUAGCUUUGUCCAAUAUGACCAAGUGCAAUUGGGUGGAGUAUCGUAAUUCACUCAAGGAUAAGAGAACUAAAGAGAGUACAGGAGAAUCUGUCCGCAUAUCAGAAGCUAAAUCCUGCUUUUCUGGUAACUUUGCCAAUGCUAAGAGAUCGCGGGAGAGCCAAACUCAUCGCUGGCCAGAAACAAAUGGUGCAACGAAAAUCCCCAAACGAGUGCUCCUGAAAGUUGAUUGCAAAAGCAAGCAACCCUUACAAUAUGAAGGCUCGUGCCUCACUCCAGCUCCGAAGAACCUCUUCACCUUCCCAACCAAUGGUAGCUCCCUCAUGCUUGAUUCCUACCAAUUCGAAGAUGAAAGCUCUGAUCAGGAUCUGCUGCUCGAUGUUCCAUCCAAUGGAUCAUACCCGCAAGCUGAGGCUGAGCUCCUCUGCCCAACCUCUAGUUUUGCAUCUCAACAAGCCAGUAGUAGUUCUAUACCCAUAUCUCAUUUCCGUCCUUGACAAAUACCGAGCAACUGUUCCAUCCAUAGGCAGUGGACAAUGCCAUCCGAAUUCAUAGAACAAAUUUUCUUUGGAUGCUGUUUAAUAGUUUUGUUAUGACCCCUCAUCCCCCUCCCCCAAAGUGCCUAUUUUGAACUUGGAUAGGUAAGGGGAAUAUGUGGGUUUCUCUUUUUGUAUAGGUUGAUGAUGAAAGCUUGUAGCAUAUAUAGCCAUAAUGCAGAAGAGAUGGUAAAGAUUUCGGGGUACUGUAUGCAGUUUAGUCCCUUAUAAGCUAACAUAUGGCAUCCUUAUGGGUAAACUGUAUUGUGGGGGAAGUACAUAGCAUCCCGGUUAGUGAAGGAAACCGAAGUGAGUUUUCUUAGAUGCCUGUAAACAAAUGUCAUCUUCAUCCAUAUAUUUGGAUAUAUGGAGAGUUACUAUAGUGAAAAGGCUUUGCAUUUGCUUGGCUUUCUUAGAUACAGGUUUACAUAGGAGGUAACCUGACUCCUCAGUUCAUUUUAGUCGGGAGCCUUGACAAAUCGGGUGUCAAUUUCCGAGUGAAGUAAUAGAUAGAUUGAGUCAGUUGUAACUAGCAAUAGCAAAACUUGUCAAAUUUUCACUAGUUCUCACCAAAUACUUUUUUUUGUUUGAA
Messenger RNA from Chenopodium quinoa (quinoa), 2937 nucleotides. Its product is annotated as GATA transcription factor 26-like. NCBI's taxonomy places the organism in Eukaryota, Viridiplantae, Streptophyta, Magnoliopsida, Caryophyllales, Amaranthaceae. Gene Ontology annotation, biological process: regulation of DNA-templated transcription. Gene Ontology annotation, molecular function: sequence-specific DNA binding; zinc ion binding. The record is from RefSeq and is a predicted model, not a curated record. Bases 663 to 2306 code for a protein of 547 amino acids. The transcript has 8 exons.